Didymodactylos carnosus is the source of this 759-nucleotide messenger RNA. The record is from the annotation of a GenBank genome assembly. Lineage: Eukaryota; Metazoa; Rotifera; Eurotatoria; Philodinida; Philodinidae.
AUGAUUUACUGUCUAUUAUUUAUAACAUUUAUACGAACAACAACACAGUGGGAAAUGCCGGAAAAUGAUACCUUGAUCAACGAAAGAACUAAGGUAUCAGCUGAAAAAGUUGGACAACUAAUGCCUUUGUCUGAAACGACCAGAAUUGCUGUUAAUCUCCCUAUUUUCAACUUUGGAUAUUUUUUGGUUCUUCCAAGAUAUUUUACCAUGUUCGAUAUAUGUACAGACAUCACAAAUAAUCGUAUUAUGAAACAAAAUGAAACCAAUAUAAACGAAGUGUUACGUUCAUUCAUGAAUACACCAAGCAAACUGUUUAGUGAACGAUUUAUGGAUGCAGUUGAUAGUGCUUCGCCAAGAAAAAAACGUCAGCUAGCCGAAUUUAGUGUAGGGACCGGUAUGUUGGCAAUGGGGACAUCAGUAUAUAAUUCUAUACAAAUUGUCAAUAUUAAGGAUACAGAACAACAAAUAAUAAAUCACAUUCGAUCGAAUGAUAAAAUUUUACAAUCAACUGUUGCCAGCAUUAUACCAUUGACAGAGACGGAAAUGACUGUUGUCAAAGAAUUAAAUGAAACACGUCAUUCCAUGUCACUUAUUCAAAGCAGAUUAAUAUUGAUGUAUAAUCGUAUGAAAACAUUAGAAAAAACAUUACGUGCUGUAGUUCAAGACUAUAUUCCUUCUAUCGAAAACGAAGUUCACUACGAUAAUAUUUGCCGAUCACUAGAUGAUAUUUCAAAUGGAAAAAAAAUCUCGAUUAUUUAA